CCUGAACGCUGGUUCGCAUGGACUGCCGAUCCUGGACAAUCCGAAUCUCACCAGGAAUGUUGACGCUGUCGUGUUCAACUCGCUGUCUCUCACCUGCUCCCUCGCCAGCCCCUCUAUAUAACCAGCAUUGGUAACCUCCCACAUCCCCGCCAGCAGCCAACAAUGCAGAUCCUAGGUGAGCACCCACCACAUACUACAUAACCACUGCAUCAUCCCCCGCCCCUCAUCCGCUGAACGGUACCAUUAUCAACACCGCACCACACCUCCCUAACACCCUUCUCCGCACCAGCAUCAGCAUCAUCCACCAUGAAGGACAUCAUCGCGAAAUACCGGCCGGACCUCAAGCCCUUCGAGGAGAUCUACCGCCACCUCCACCAGAACCCCGAACUCUCGGGCCAGGAGCAGGAGACCGCCGCGGUGGCGGCGGAGCACCUCCGGAGUCUGGGGUUUGAGGUGCACACGAAUCUGGGCGGCCACGGGGUGGCCGGCGUGCUCCGCAACGGUGAGGGCCCGACGGUGCUCGUGCGGGCCGACAUGGACGCCCUGCCCGUGGAGGAGAAGACGGGGCUGGCCUACGCCAGCACGAAGACGACCACGGACGCGGAGGGCGUGACGCGACCGGUCAUGCACGCCUGCGGGCACGACACGCACGUCGCCAGCCUGAUGGCCAGCGCCGUGCUCCUGCAGGCCGCGCGCGCCCACUGGGCCGGGACGCUGGUGUGCAUCUUCCAGCCGGCCGAGGAGCAGCUGGACGGGGCGCGCGCCAUGCUGGCGGACGGGCUGUACGACAGGAUCCCCGCGCCCGAGGUGGUGCUCGCGCAGCACGUCAUGCGCAUGCGGACCGGCACCGUCAGCGUGCGCGCCGGCCGCUUCCUGACCGCCGCCGACGCCUUCGACGUCCGCAUCCACGGCCGCGGCGGCCACGGCUCCGCGCCCCAUACCUGCAUCGACCCCAUCGUCGCCGGCGCCGCCGUCGUCUCCAAGCUGCAGAGCAUCGUCAGCCGCGAGGUCCCCCCCGGCGAGAUGGCCGUCGUCACCUGCGGCAGCAUCCAGGCCGGCCACGCCCACAACAUCAUCCCGGAUUACUGCGAUCUCAAGCUGAAUGUGCGCACGUACGAUGCCGGCAUCCGCAAGCGCGUGGUCGAGUCCAUUCGCAGGAUCGUCGAGGCCGAGUGUGAGGCCGCCGGCUGUGUGGAGAAACCUUUGGUCAGGCUUACGUAUUCCACCCCGGCGACGAUUAAUGAUGGGCAGUUGGUCGAGACGCUGAAGGGUUCGUUUGGGGCGUACUUUGAGGAUGGGCUGGUGGAGUCCGAGCCUGCGGCCGCGAGUGAGGAUUUCUCGUUGUUGGCUACGGCGGUGGGCGCGCCGUAUGUGAUGUGGACGUUUGGCGGCGUCGAUGCCGAGACCUGGGACGAUGCCGUCAAGAGGGAUGUCGUGCGCGAGCUGCCGAGUAACCACUCGCCGUUCUUCGCCCCGGUCAUCGAACCUACGCUGCAGACCGCGGUGGAUGCCAUGGCCGUGGCGGCGAUGACCUUCUUGCAACGGAAAAAGUGA
Messenger RNA from Aspergillus japonicus CBS 114.51, 1554 nucleotides. RefSeq names its product putative zinc metallopeptidase. The coding region runs from base 307 to 1554 and encodes 415 amino acids. The transcript has a single exon. NCBI's taxonomy places the organism in Eukaryota, Fungi, Ascomycota, Eurotiomycetes, Eurotiales, Aspergillaceae. The record is from RefSeq and is a predicted model, not a curated record. Gene Ontology annotation, molecular function: hydrolase activity.